AAGAAGAAGAAGAACGCAUACCUCAUAAUUUUUUGUGCAUCUAUCUUAUCAGAGAAUCUAGAGACGCGUUGAGGCAUGGCUCAGAAUCAGAUGGGUGGAGCAGAACUGAGAAUGGAGCUUGCAGAGAUUGGAAAAAGAAUGGGAUCGAGUUCCAGGAGCAGCUCUUCAAGAAAUGAGCCUGAGGAUGAGGCAGAGUAUGCUCUGCAAUGGGCUGAGAUCCAGAGACUGCCCACAUUUAAACGGCUGAGAUCGUCUCUGCUCGACGAAGAAGGCGACGAUGCUGUGGAGAAAGGGAAAAGGGUCGCUGAUGUCACCAAGCUUGGAGCCACGGAACGUCAUCUGAUGAUUGAGAAGCUGAUCAAACACAUUGAGAAUGAUAAUCUCAAGCUGCUCAAUAAAAUCAGAAGAAGAAUAGACAGGGUCGGUGUGGAGUUUCCGAGCAUAGAGGUGAGGUAUGAGCAUUUAGGAGUUGAGGUAGAGUGCGAGGUCGUUGAAGGGAAGGCACUUCCAACUUUAUGGAACUCCUUAAAGCGUGUUUUCUUAGAAUUAGUAAAGCUGAGUGGUGUAAGAACACGCCACGCAAAGAUAAACAUACUUACCGAUAUUAGCGGCAUCAUUAAGCCGGGAAGGUUAACCCUGCUGCUUGGUCCUCCUGGAUGUGGGAAAACUACUCUGCUUAAGGCUUUGUCCGGAAAUUUGGACAAAGAUCUGAAGCGUUCUGGUGAAAUCUCCUACAAUGGAUACGGACUGAACGAAAUUGUUCCUCAGAAAACAUCAGCGUAUAUAAGUCAACACGAUCUGCAUAUUGCAGAGAUGACAGUGAGGGAGACAAUAGACUUCUCAGCUCGUUGUCAAGGUGUCGGUAGCCGAACAGAUAUUAUGAUGGAGGUCACCAAAAGAGAAAAGGAUGCUGGAAUCAUUCCCGACCCAGAAGUAGAUGCCUACAUGAAGGCAAUAUCGGUUAAAGGGCUUAAAAGAAGUCUGCAAACAGAUUACAUCUUGAAGAUCCUGGGGCUUGACAUCUGUGCAGAAACAUUGAUUGGAAAUGCGAUGAGACGAGGCAUAUCCGGGGGGCAAAAGAAGCGACUUACCACAGCUGAGAUGAUCGUUGGUCCAACAAAAGCUCUGUUCAUGGAUGAAAUAACAAAUGGCUUAGACAGUUCCACGGCCUUUCAGAUUGUCAAGUCUCUUCAGCAACUGGCUCACAUUACCAAUGCAACUGUGUUUGUUUCCCUUCUCCAACCUGCUCCAGAAUCAUAUGACCUUUUCGACGAUAUUGUCCUGAUGGCUGAAGGAAAGAUUGUGUAUCACGGUCCACGCGACGAAGUCUUGAAAUUCUUCGAAGAGUGUGGAUUUCGAUGCCCAGAAAGGAAAGGUGUAGCAGACUUUCUCCAAGAGGUCCUAUCCAGAAAAGACCAAGGACAGUACUGGCUGCACCAGGAUGUACCCCAUAAAUUUGUCUCAGUAGAAACAUUGUCAAAGAGAUUCAAGGACUUAGAGAUUGGGAAGAAGAUUCAGGAAGCCCUCUCAAAGCCAUAUGAUAGAUCAAAAACCGAUAAGGAUGCUCUUUCUUUCAAUGUGUAUUCUCUGCCAAAAUGGGAGCUGUUCAGAGCAUGCAUCUCAAGAGAGUUUCUUCUCAUGAAAAGAAACUAUUUCGUCUACCUCUUCAAGACAUUCCAGCUAGUGUUGGCCGCAAUCCUCACUAUGACUGUGUUCAUUCGAACACGGAUGGGCAUAGAUAUCAUUCAUGGAAAUUCUUAUAUAAGUUGCCUCUUUUUUGCAACCGUCAUACUUUUGGUUGAUGGUUUUCCAGAGCUGACUAUGACUGUUCAACGCCUUGCCGUAUUCUACAAGCAGAAGCAAUUGCGUUUCUAUCCAGCUUGGGCUUAUGCAAUCCCUGCAACAGUGUUAAAGGUCCCUCUCUCCUUCUUUGAAUCUCUCGUCUGGACCUGCCUCACUUACUAUGUCAUCGGAUACACUCCUGAAGUCUACCGGUUUUUCCGGCAAUUCAUUAUGCUCUUCGCCGUUCACUUCACGUCGAUAUCCAUGUUCCGGUGUAUAGCUGCAAUCUUUCAGACAGGAGUUGCCUCCAUGGCAGCUGGUAGUUUUGCUAUAUUAGUCACCUUUGUAUUUGCCGGUUUCGCCAUACCAUACACUGAUAUGCCAGGGUGGCUCAAGUGGGGUUUCUGGGUAAAUCCUAUAAGUUACGCCGAGAUUGGGCUCUCUGUAAACGAAUUUCUUGCUCCACGAUGGCAGCAAAUGCAACCCACCAAUAUUACCUUGGGGAGAACCAUACUUGAAAGCCGAGGAUUAAACUAUGAUGAUUACAUGUACUGGGUUUCGUUAUGUGCUUUGCUGGGUCUCACUGUUAUCUUCAACAUCAUUUUCACUCUAGCUCUGAGUUUCUUGAAAUCUCCCACAUCAUCUCGUGCCAUGAUUUCCCAAGACAAGCUCUCUGAGCUGCAAGGUACAAAAGAUUCAUCAGUCAAGAAGAACAAGUCUAUAAAUUCUUCCCCAAUAAAGACCAAUGAGGAUUCAGGGGAAAUGGUGUUACCUUUCAAGCCCCUUACCAUAACAUUUCAAGAGUUGAACUACUACGUCGACGUCCCUGUGGAGAUGAGAGGUCAAGGAUACACUGAGAAGAAAUUGCAGCUUCUCUCAGACAUCACCGGAGCAUUUAGGCCCGGCGUUUUAACGGCGUUGAUGGGAAUCAGUGGAGCCGGAAAAACCACUCUGCUCGACGUUCUCGCAGGAAGAAAAACAAGCGGAUACAUAGAAGGAGACAUCAGAAUCAGCGGAUUCCCAAAAGUGCAGGAAACAUUCGCAAGAGUCUCAGGCUACUGCGAGCAAACGGAUAUACACUCACCAAACAUCACCGUCGAGGAAUCUCUAAUCUACUCCGCUUGGCUCCGUCUGGUUCCAGAAAUCGAUCCCAAAACCAAAAUCAGAUUCGUGAAAGAAGUGAUGGAGACGAUUGAGCUGGAGGAGAUUAAGGACGCGAUGGUGGGAGUCGCCGGAGCGAGCGGAUUGUCGACGGAGCAGAGGAAGAGGUUAACGGUGGCGGUGGAGUUGGUGGCGAAUCCGUCGAUCAUAUUCAUGGACGAACCAACGACGGGGCUGGACGCAAGAGCAGCCGCCAUUGUAAUGAGAGCUGUGAAGAACGUCGCAGAGACUGGACGAACCAUCGUCUGUACUAUUCAUCAGCCCAGCAUCGACAUUUUUGAAGCAUUCGACGAGUUGGUACUUCUAAAGAGAGGAGGUCGCAUGAUAUACACAGGACCUCUUGGAAAACAUUCGUCUCAUGUCAUUCAAUAUUUUCAGAGUAUCCCUGGAGUUGCUAAGAUUAGAGACAACUACAAUCCAGCAACAUGGAUGUUAGAGGUCACUUCACAGUCUGUGGAAACUGAGCUCGACUUGGAUUUCGCAAAAAUCUAUAGCGAAUCAGCUCUUUACAAGAGCAACUCCGAGCUUACUAAAGAGCUGAGCAAACCGGAGAUCGGGUCAAGCAAUUUGCAUUUCGAGAGAACUUUUGCACAAAACUGGUGGGAACAGUUCAAGUCUUGUUUUUGGAAGAUGAGUUUGUCUUAUUGGAGAAGUCCUUCUUACAACUUGAUGCGAAUCGCUCACACUUUAAUCUCUUCUCUGAUCUUUGGUGUACUCUUCUGGAAGCAAGGCCAAAAGAUAGAUACUCAACAGAAUUUGUUUACAGUUCUUGGAGCAAUUUAUGGUCUUGUCCUCUUCUUGGGGAUAAACAACUGCUCUUCAGCUUUGCAGUAUUUUGAGGCAGAGCGUAAUGUUAUGUACCGUGAAAGGUUUGCGGGAAUGUACUCUGCGUUUGCUUAUGCGUUGGCUCAGGUUGUGACCGAGAUUCCUUACAUAUUCAUCCAAAGCGCAGAGUUUGUGAUCGUUAUAUAUCCUAUGAUGGGACUAUACGCGUCUCCCUACAAAGUCUUUUGGUGUCUCUACGCAAUGUUCUGUAACUUACUCUGCUUAAACUACCUCGCAUUGUUCCUCAUCUCCAUCACUCCAAACUUCAUGGUUGCAGCUAUUCUCCAGUCGCUUUUCUUUGUUGUUUUCAACCUUUUUGCUGGAUUCUUGAUUCCAGGACCGCAAAUCCCAAAGUGGUGGGUCUGGCUUUACUAUCUGACCCCGACCUCUUGGACGCUCAACGGAUUUUUCUCGUCUCAGUAUGGCGAUAUUCAUGAAGAGAUCAAUGCAUUUGGAGAAUCCACGACGGUUGCGAGAUUCUUAGAUGACUAUUUUGGAUUCCAUCAUGAUUGUUUGAUGAUUACAGCCAUUGUUCUCAUCGCAUUCCCGGUUGCAUUGGCGUCUAUGUUUGCUUUCUUUGUUGCCAAACUCAACUUUCAAAAACGAUGAUCAAUCACAUACCAACCCAUUGCUUUCUUUAUACACGGUCAAAAACUUGUAUAAGCAAGACCACAGGGUACUAGGUUAUGAUAACAAUAACCUACAAUAUGUCAACAAUUAGGAAAGACAUAUCAGAUGUUUCAAUAUUACUUGCUUUUUUGUGCAAAAGUUUGCUUCAUUUUCAAGUUUUUGUAGGUAUCAAGCUCCUGAAGAUGGAAACCUUGUGAAAAUCAGGUUAGAUCGACUUCAUCAUGAAAAUAAUUAUUCAUUAGAAGACUAGAAGUAUAGAAUAUGGAUGAUUAAUGUAAUUUUCAAAAUGCGUA
This is a messenger RNA of Eutrema salsugineum, 4691 nucleotides long. Its product is annotated as ABC transporter G family member 33. NCBI's taxonomy places the organism in Eukaryota, Viridiplantae, Streptophyta, Magnoliopsida, Brassicales, Brassicaceae. The transcript has 23 exons. The coding region runs from base 76 to 4377 and encodes 1433 amino acids. Gene Ontology annotation, molecular function: ABC-type transporter activity; ATP binding; ATP hydrolysis activity. Gene Ontology annotation, cellular component: membrane. The record is from RefSeq and is a predicted model, not a curated record.